UUUCAGCUGGAGAAGCGGCCACAGCACAAUGAAGCUUUUCAUAGGCCUUGUUUUCUGUUCCUUGAUCAUGGGAGUCAGUGGUGAAGGCUGGUAUUCGUUCUUCAAGGCGGCCGUGCAAGGGGCUUCGGACAUGUGGAGAGCCUUCUGGGACAUGAAAGAAGCCAAUUACCGAAAUUCAGGCAGAUACUUCCGUGCUCGAGGGAACUAUGAGGCUGCCCAGAGGGGCCCUGGGGGUAUCUGGGCUGCAAAAAUCCUCAGCAACAUCGGGGAGUACCUUCAAGGAUUCUUACAGAAGUUUUCCCUUGGAAGUGGCAGCUACGGGUUGGAGGACCAGGUGUCUAACCGGAAAGCUGAGGAAUGGGGCCGGAGUGGCCAAGACCCAGGUCGCUUCAGACCUGCAGGCCUGCCUAAGAAAUACUGAGUCCUGCUUCCUGUGCUCUCAUGGGGGCACAUCGCUCCCCUAAAACAGGGAAAUAGCGUCACUGAGCUUUGUCACCCCAGGAACUGAGACAGGAACACAGAGCUGCCCAAGAAAUGUUUGUGAAGCUGAAUAUGUAGAUGGAACCUGGAAUCUUUGAGACAGACUCUCGGGGAAGAAUGGCUGCCUGGCUCCCCAUGGAAGGUAAAAGCUCUGAGGAGGGUGAGCCUGUGACUGCAGGGUCCCAGGAACUCCAAAUGACCUGUACCCAUGCCCGUGCUCACACGACCCUGCUCAGCCCUGCUACUCUCAGGAGCCCAGUUUCUCCUCCCGAGUGAGCCUGAGCUGGCAGAGCGCUGGCCACCACGCUGGACUCCUCAGUGCCUGGGGGCGUGACUCUGGCACAAGCCUUGGGCAGCCCCACCCCCACUUUUUCCUCUGGUCCUGUGGCAGCCUCCCCAGUAUUUUGUUGCUGUUUCAGGCGUCUCUGUGUCCAGACUCUCCCCUGCCCAAUCAGUUGCAUCUUUGAAGAGGAAAAUUAGAAACUUGCACUCAGCUAAAAAUAACUUCAUGCUCCUUCUGCUUUUGUAAGAUAUGCUUGCUGCCCUGAGAAAGAAACAAGAUGACCUAGUGAUCAAAUAUAACCAUAAUAUGUUUUAAUAAAUAUGGGAUGUUCUGCACCUGCUCUUUCAAGUUUCUGUUUGGAAACUCCCAUGCUCUGUAAAUGCGGGCAGCCCAUAGCAACCAAGAAACCAAUCUACCAAUGCUAAAUAACCAUGUGCACUGACCCCUAUAAAAGUAAAGCUCACCCUGAGCUUGGGGCCCAGAACUUCAGAGCCUUAGCUUGUCUGGGGCUGCCGGCUUAAUAAACCUGAGUUCU
Hippopotamus amphibius kiboko is the source of this 1298-nucleotide messenger RNA. Its product is annotated as serum amyloid A-4 protein. The record is from RefSeq and is a predicted model, not a curated record. Gene Ontology annotation, cellular component: extracellular region. The transcript is spliced from 4 exons. NCBI's taxonomy places the organism in Eukaryota, Metazoa, Chordata, Mammalia, Artiodactyla, Hippopotamidae. Bases 29 to 421 code for a protein of 130 amino acids.